Jaminaea rosea is the source of this 4637-nucleotide messenger RNA. RefSeq lists its product as hypothetical. NCBI's taxonomy places the organism in Eukaryota, Fungi, Basidiomycota, Exobasidiomycetes, Microstromatales. The record is from RefSeq and is a predicted model, not a curated record. Bases 53 to 4303 code for a protein of 1416 amino acids. The transcript has a single exon.
ACCAAUAUCAAUCAACCGCCCAUCGCUCGUCAUCCUCAUCUCGUCGCCCGCGAUGGCGACACCAUCGCCCCGCAUGCCAUCACAAGGCCCUGCUCGGCUGACCGGCGCCUUUAGCAGUGCCCGGAUGCAGGCUCGCGGUGGAUGGCGCAAGGCAUCCGGUGGUCAACGCGGUCGUCGAUCUGUCAGCGUUGUGCGAUUCGCAGAGGAGGCGGCCUCCAAUACGCCAGAGGAAGCAGCAGAGCAGAUGCCACCUCCCACAAAGAUACCACGGCGAUCUCAAAUCAGCUUUGUACCGCCCACGCCGACGCUCGAGGAACGAUGCCACGCCCUGGCGACCAAUGCCCUUGCAGUCCUCGCCUUCUACGCUCGCCUUGUUGACGAGGACAACUUCACAUCGGCGCAGACGCUCAGCGAGAUGCGGCGCAACUGGGAGCCAUUCGACUCGUACAAGACGAAUCAGCUGCUUGAAAAUGCGCAGUACCACCAUCACUUCAUCGACGCAGACGAGGUGGCUCGCUCACUGCUGUCCGACCAUCAUCAUGACGAGGGCCUACCCUUAGGCUUCCGCGAGACGAUGCUCAUUGCCAAUUGUGCGACAUUCCUACACUACAUCUGGAGCCUUCCGAGUAGCCCUUCUUCCUCAUCCACGCCCACCACCUGGCCUUGCCGCAAUGUUGCCGAGAUGCAAGACGCCUGGCGGGUCUUCCUCCGUCAUAUCGUCCCCUACGACCGGCCGCUGAGCGACGACGUGCUGGAGCAUCACCUUGAACUGUCCACGCAAGUGUACAUUGCUCGUCUCACUCAGCUACACUCCGAUCGACACGCCUCACGCGAUGAGCUCGAAGACGAAGCAGACGGCGAGCUGGACGAGCUCCUCGGUCCCAGCAGUCUGGACUCGGUUCUCGCGGCUCGUCGUCAGCAGUCCAAGCGCAAGCUACAGGCGCACUGGAUCGAGCUGACAGAUAAACGAGCCAUCAUCGUCGAUGGGAUAGCCUACGACGCCAAAGCCCUCCGUACGGCCUUCCCCCUCGCACAAAUGGCACUGGACAUCACCCCCUUCAUCCUGGACAUCGUCAGCCAGGUAGAGGAGCAAGUUGCGGGAUAUCAAGAACCUCACCUCCUCGGUCGUCUAUUCGCGAAUCAUCCGAGCAAUCCGCUCUCUCCACCUCCUCCUCCUGCCCCACUUGGGCGCGUACUACCCCCAGGAGCGGCUCAGCCAGUCGAUUCCCAGGCCUUUGCUUCGCAACGAGAAGCGUGGCUGCGCGAGCUUAUGGACUCGCAGAGUCAGGCGUCGAGAGGUGGUGGAGAGGAUGGUAGUAUCGUCAUGAGCGGAAUCAGCGGCUGGGGAGCGGCUUCACAGGCUGGAUCCGCUUCGGACUUCUUGGAGGCGCAAGAUAGGAUGGAUAUCUAUCAAGAGUUGGUGGCGAAUGAGCGUGGCAUCCCUCAGGCGAGACAGAGACGAUCCCAGUCGAGGCAGCUUGGGCCUACGAUACUCAGGCGCGGAUCACGCGCUCCUUCCUCGGGCGCCGAUUACGCGUCAGACUUUUCCGUUUCGACCUCCGUCGCUCUACGUGCGAUGCGCGAGGAGAGUCAGCAGAGCCAAUUCAGCAGGGAGCGCUCCAUUUUUGGGUACGACUUGAGCGGACGCAGCAGCAGCAGUUCGCGUAGCGGCAGCGAGCCCCCUCUUCCCAUCCCAAUCAGGCGCAAAGCACUCCGCGAGCUUCAAGAGGAGGCGGUGUCAGAAGGGUCUCCCUCGUCCUCUUCUCGCCAACGGAGCGAUAGUGAACCCGCGCUGUCCACUCCAGUAAGACAGGAGGCGCUGCGCGAGCUACAGGCGGUUAACGCCCCCUCUUCCCGCCUGCGACGUCAUCGUGAGCUGUCCAUUUCCACGCCAGUCAGGCGAGAGGCAUUGCGGGAGCUCGAGGGGGAGGCGGAUGGACGACCCGCUUCGCCUCCUCGCGACUCACCAAGACGUAGCAGCGAAAGUGACACUCCUGUACCUAUACCGGUUAGACGCGCAGCCCUCCAUGAGCUCGAGGCGGAUGUCCCACCCUCUUCUCCCCCGAGUGGGCCAUUCGCUGCAGCCAUUCAGCAGCGACGAGCGAGUGGGAGUGGCGGGACUGUCGCCAGGUCGCCCACCGCUACCGGCAUUCAAGUCAGGCAAGGACGCCUCGUCCGCGGACCGGCUACUGCAGGCCCUUCGCGCUUCAAUGACCGCUCUGCCGCAGGCGAAAGGGAGAUGCGCUUCGACUCUCAGGAGGAUGAGGAGAUGAGUGAAGAUAUCUUUUUGGAGCAGCAGCGACAGCGACAGAGGAGGCAGCAGAGGGAUAGAGGUGGGAGCACAUACAGGAAGAGGGGGAGGAGAGGCGCGCGGGGUGAAAGACUGGAGGAGCGGGUGGAUGAGGGGGAGCCUGAGGCUGAGGCUGAGGAGGAGAUGAUCGAAUGGCCUGAGCCGCCCAGGAAGCCUCUGCCCUUCUCCGUCAUUGUGCCAAGGAUGGACAUGCCUGGCGGACCUGUCCCGCUCUCACUGCCCAUCGACGCAGAAGGUCAGCCGGCAGAAGCAGCGCUCCAACUUGAGGACGCCCCCGCGCAACCGCACAUCCAGACGACCACCACCCCGCACGCAACAGUCGUAACCGCAACAACGAUCAGCGACGCCGAUCGCAUACGUCUCGAAGAAUGGCGAGCAGCCACCUCACAAGGUGGGGAGGCCGAUGCCGGCGGCUUCGAAGAAGAUGACAAUCCGGUUCUGAUCGCGGCGCGCAACCAGCUCACUCUUGAGUACUGGUUCGCGCGUGUUCGUCCUGGGUUGGAGAAUCUGCCGACUCCAAGACCGCAAGCUAACUUUCAGGCGGCCGUCGCAGAGGCAAUCCGCAUUAGAAAGAGUGGCAAGAAUCCCGCAAGAGAGGCUGUCCUCCGGCCGCACUUGGUUGGGAUAGCGAUCGAGGAUGGACAGGAGGGCGAGGGAGAUGAGAGGCAGGGUGAAGGGGAUGAACAGGACGAGCAAGGCGACGAGGGAGAAGCGGAAGCGGAGCCCAUCGAAGUAGAAGACAACUCUCGCGACGAUGAGGAGCGGGUGGCCGCACAGCUUUCGGCGUCACAGUGGCGGGCGAAGCAGGAAAGUGACGCCAGCAGCGAUGAGGAUCAGUCCUCAGACCAGCUUGAUGCUGGGAAUGAAGAUGAGGAUGCCGACUUCCGGCCCAAUCGCACCCGUAGAGCCGGGGCAUCACAGCAACAGCGCUCCCGCUCGCAUGCCUCCGCCUCGGCCCCUGCGGCUUCUCAACAGUCGCUCCCAACCUCUUCACAACGUCGCAACAAGGAUCCUUGGACCUCCAACGAGAUCUCCACCCUCCUCACCUCCCUCUACGCCCUCGCCCGCUUCAAAGAAGUCGACCCUCACUACCAAGUCUACGCGCAGGUCCUCAGCCGACACGGUCGCACCGGGAGUGAGAGUCAAGUGCUGGCAAAGAGAAACAACACGGACCUGAAGGCUCAAGCGCGCGUGGAGCUGUGGAGGAUGCGCGACGCGGGGGAGACGAUUCCGUACUGGAAGAGACUUCUAAUGCCGAGGGUGUUCCUGGAGGGCAGACCGCGUGCUACUGCGAUGACUGCGACACAAGAGGCGCAAGAGGCUGAGCAACAAGGGGAAGAGAGAGAGGAGCAGAUCGAAGCUGCUACCGGGGAGGGUGGAGAGGGAGCAGAGCCGUACGACCUCGGCGACGGCAUGGAUCUUGCUGCUGGCCUUCCGCCUCAAGAAGCCGACACACCAGGUAGCGUAGAGGAGGCCGUUCUCGGUGGAGACCCUUCGCGCGGCGAGGGAGAGGAGGACCACGAGAUGCAUCAAGAGUCGGCGGACGAUACGGAAGAGAGAGUAGCCAUGGCCGUGGCCGUCGCAGCAGCGUGGCGUGAAGGCGUCCCCAAUCCCUCCGAAGGGAGCGACUCGCCGCUGAGCAGUGUGCCGCCGCUGGAGGAGGAGAUGAGAGAGCUGGCCGUGAUUGAUGAGGAGGACGAGGGCAAGCAGCAGCAGAGAGGACAGCAGCCGCUUCGUCGCUCACGGAGGGAGCGUCGCGCCCCGUACUCGGAUACCGAGUGGGAGCACGGCGCUAGCCCCUCGCGUAAAGGGUCAGCAGCGAUUCGAGCCGGACCACACACGCGGCACUCAGCAUCGUCACCAACGCGCAAGACGACCGACCGAAUCGUACAACCGCAGGUCUCGCUGUCAUCUCCAUCUCGUGCCGGUCAACCGAGUGGGAGAGCGCCAGAGUUGAGGAGAGGGAGGUCUAGGAAGUCGACCGCGCCCUAGUCAGCGCGCGUCAUUGCAUCUCUUCACCCACAUGUACACUUAGCUCGAUCUACUCUAUUGCGGAUCCACUACAUCAUACCCUUUUACCCUGUGAGGUCACCCAAUGCGUCGCGCCCCGCCGAGCCCAGCGAGGCCAGAGAGAACCUUCUUUGAGCCUCUGCUUGCCCAGUCUUGCUCAAUUGCCGUCACGGAUGGCCCUCACAUUGUGGACCCGCCAAACGCAGGUCCGCCCGCCGUGCACUCACGGCAGCCCUCAACGGCCGUGCGGCAGGAGGCAUUUGUUGUCUCCGCUCGCGCAGCGUGGAGCCGAGGAGCGAGCGCGAGUCGAAAGGAC